Molecule: messenger RNA, 1847 nt
Organism: Chondrus crispus (carragheen)
Lineage: Eukaryota; Rhodophyta; Florideophyceae; Gigartinales; Gigartinaceae
Exons: 2
Coding region: 1-1656 (551 amino acids)
Source: RefSeq, a predicted model, not a curated record
AUGAAAGUUUCCCCCCCCAACUCCCCAUCCGACGCUAAGCGCCAUCUCCAUUCGCACCCCUCGGUACAUCGCCCACGCUUCGCCCACCCCGUCUCCCGCGUCAUCAUCCCGGUCCCCCUUCUGGCCCUCCUUGUCGCCAUCAUCCUUGCAUUCGUUGCUUUCCUCCACGCCCGCAAUGCACCCUUCCCCUCCAUCUCCGGCCCAUGGCUCUACUCCCCAAAACACAAACAUCCCACUGGACCCCCCUCUGAAAACCACCAAGAACCAAAACACCAACAACAUUCCACCUCCGAAACUAAACACAUAACUCCUAACGCCUCUUCUGCCUCUCACCCCUCCCUUCCUCUUCCUGAUCCUGCCACCCGCCUCCUGCUCUUUACAGACAUGUGGGAGCGCAUGGUCAACAUGCAGAACGCCCUUGCCGCCCUUCUUCUCCAUUCCAUUGAGCGCAAUUUUACCAUUGUCGAGCCCUUCAUAUACGAAUCCCACGCCAUCAAUGAGUUUGCUCUCCCAGAACUCUUCCAACAACAGGGCCUCUCCCCUCAGCCGGCCAGCGUCUAUUUUGAUCUCUCCCCUUUCUUCAAGGAGCACCGCCUCAUCACACAUGACACCCUCAGACAGCGCGUUAGAGUCACAAACGAAUCACAGGACACCUUUGUCGUUCAAGCCGCCGUCUGGGUGCCGUGGGAUGAAGAAGAGCACGUGCACCGCGGGAGGAGCUUUUACUGGUGCGAUGACAUUUUUGAUCAACUGCAGUGGAAGUGGGAAAAGAGCCGCUAUGGAAGGGCCAUCGUUCCUGCUUUUCAAGUGCAGCGUCUUUUGUGUCUCAACCCAUUUCAUACCACACGCAAAGGCUCUAUAAAAAAACAGGCCAGCGUAUCGCUUUUCGAAGACCUUUUCGCUUUUGUCAAAGCUGGAACGCGUCCGCUGAAGCGAGAGUGCAAAGAGUGCAUUUCCAUCAUGUUUAUCAACUACCGAAAGCAUUUAUUCAGCGGUAUUGAGCCGACACCAAAUCGACAGAAGCUCAUCAAGAACAAAUAUCCUUCUAUCCUCACUGGGAAAAAGCAACAAGAGUUGGCGAAACGCGUCGCGCGCGAGUCGCUCGGAGGGAAAAAAUACGUAGGGGUUCAGUUUCGGACGGGUAAGGCAUCUGCUCUGUUGCGCAGGCAUGCAGUUUUCACGAAUAGCAACGAAGCGGUUGAACGGUUUGAGGGAUGGUUGACGACGUGCACGGAGAGUCUGGUGAAGGAGGCGAAAACACAAGCCGCUGAGAUGGGGGAGAAUGUGGGGUUCUUCCUAGCGUCUGACAUGCUGAACUCUGGUUGGAAAGGUGGGGACAUUGGCUCGCCCGAGAUUGAGGCGAUGCUGAACACAAGCGUCAGUUAUUUUAAGCGAGAGCUGCCGGACCUGGCAAGGUUUGAACCGGACAAAUAUGACGUGAAACAAGAUGUGAUGGGGAUUUCGGCAGUAGUGGAUGCAGGGGUGAUGUAUUUUAGUGAUGCAUUUGUGUACGCGUUACCAUCGAGCUUUGGUGUAUGGGUGGAUGACCAAAGGGGUAGACACAAUAGGCCGAAGGCGAAGGUAGUGGACUGCAUGAUCCCAGAGUUUGACGAGGCGGAGCAAUGGGCAAAAGAAAGGCGUUUGCGGGGCCGUUGAAAGUGCAAAGUACGGGACUACAGAGAUAGUUUCUUUGCUAGUGUCUAGACGACAAGUGGCCUCAUAUGAGGCUACUUUUCAACUUAUUUUUCUCGCCUUAGUCUUGCUCAACAAGAAAGAAAAGGGAAGAAAAAGAUGCUCUCGCCACCGCAGUUGACUUCUGCGUUGCGUAAGGGUAGAGUUUGGUGAAA